Messenger RNA from Rana temporaria (common frog), 1914 nucleotides. RefSeq names its product general transcription factor II-I repeat domain-containing protein 2B-like. Bases 1 to 1914 code for a protein of 637 amino acids. The transcript is spliced from 3 exons. The record is from RefSeq and is a predicted model, not a curated record. Lineage: Eukaryota; Metazoa; Chordata; Amphibia; Anura; Ranidae. Gene Ontology annotation, molecular function: protein dimerization activity.
AUGGCGGAGAUGGUGGACAUCUUGAAGAGGACCGACUAUGAUGGUAAGUAUGGGCCGUACCCCAACCCAAAUGUGAGAAAGGCCAAGAUCAUGACUAAAGUUGUGAGAAGUCUGCACAGGAAUUUUGGGGUACAACGAUCCAAGGAGCAAUUGAGGAAACGCUUGUCAGACCUGAAAUUGAGGGAGCACGAUCAGUACAGAAUGAUCAGGAAACUACUUCUAAAAAGGCACAAUGAAGCAGCAAGACAGGAGACUGAAGAAACCCAAGGCACACCCCCGAGGGAUGUUGACGAAGGGGAACCCGCCACAACAUCCGAAAGGGUGCAGACUUCGAAAGCUUUGCUAGCUAAGUUGCAAAAGCAGCAAGGCUGUUUUACAAAACUUCACGCAGCCAGGGAUGCAGCAACCCAGAGCAGCUUUGUGAUAUCCCACAAAAUCGCGAAAUACAGUAAGCCGUUCUCAGAGGGGGAGUUUAUCAAAGAGUGCUUGGUGGACUCUGCAGCACUAAUAUGCCCUGAAAAAAAAGCGGCAUUUGAGCAAGUCCCGCUGUCCAGGCGAACCGUGACUAGAAGGAUCGAGGACAUUGCGGGGAAUUUGGAGCUUCAGCUGCAACGUGAAGUGGCACGUUUCGACUUUUUCUCCUUGGCUUUGGACGAAAGCUGUGAUGUCCGCGACACAGCCCAGUUACUUGUAUUCGUCCGCGGGAUAACCCCCGAGUUCAAGAUUACGGAGGAGCUGGCAGCAAUGCGGUCGAUGAAAGGAACGACGACAGGGAGUGAUCUGUUCACGGAGGUAAAUGAGUGCAUGGACAGGCUGGGACUGAAAUGGGACAGACUGACAGGCGUCACAACGGACGGAUGUCCAAAUCUCACCGGAAAAAAUGUUGGACUUUUGAAACGUAUGCAAGAUAAAGUGACUGAAAUCGACAUGGAUCAGAAACUGGUAUUUUUGCAUUGUAUUCUACACCAACAUGUGUUAUGCAAAUCAGUGCUAAAAAUUGACCAUGUCAUUGAUGUUGUUACUAAAAUAGUAAACUUCAUCAGGGCAAGAGCAUUGAACCACAGACAGUUUGUCGCACUAUUGGAGGAGCAUGAGACCGAGCAUCGUGACAUCGGCUACCACACAGCUGUCAGAUGGCUCAGUCUGGGAAAAGUGCUAAAAAGAGUCUGGGACCUGAAAGCAGAGAUUCGAGAGUAUUGUGAGAAGAAAGGCAAAGACUUCCCUGAGCUCUCAGAUGAGGACUGGAUGGCAGAUUUUGCAUUUUCUGUUGAUGUGACUGCACAGAUGAAUGAACUGAACACCAAACUGCAAGGCAAGGGCCUUUUUGUUCAUGAAAUGCACAGCCUGGUGAAGGCUUUCAUGACAAAGUUACAGUUUCUUUCAAGACAACUGGAGAGCAACAAUAUAACUCACAUGCAAACCCUGAAAGAAGUUACACCACCAGCUGAUCACCUCCGCAGGUACUCAUCCAUGUUGGGAGCAUUGCAUGGUGAGUUUUCAAGGCGAUUUGAAGAUCUCAGACAAAUCGAAGACAAAAUGUGCCUGAUUUCCUCUCCCUUUACCUGCAGUGUGGAUAAUGCACCCAGUGAUGUUCAACUGGAACUCAUCGACCUGCAGUCUGAUGCAGUACUGGCAGAGCACUUUAAGUCAAGAUCUCUGCUAGAUUUCUACUCUUCUCUCAAGGAGGAGAACUUUCCAAACUUGAGGAGACGUGCUCAGAAGAUGUUGGUUCUCUUUGGCUCUACAUACGUAUGUGAACAAACAUUUUCAAUGAUGAACUUCACGAAAUCCAGGUAUAGAUCCUCUCUCACUGAUGAUCAUCUGUCAGCUGUGCUUCGCAUUUCCACCUCAGACAUUCAACCUGACUUCGAUGCACUUGUUAAAGCCCAGCAGAGACUAGAUUUCUCUCACUGA